UUCAGUUUAUUUGGCACAAAGCAAUUGUUUGUUUUUCUUCUUCCUCGUGGAUAACAUUUUUGGAGGAAAAAUCUGUGGGCUUGUACCUUGUUUGGCAUGAAAUUUUUUGAGAAAACAACAUGAUAGGGAAGAAACAGAGCAGAGAGCAGGGGUGCAAGCAAGGUGCAGCCCAAAAGGAGAGUUACCUCAGAGAUUAUGCUUAGGGGCAGGAAGGGGAAUUUAGCAGUGAGAUGCUGUUGAGAGAGCAGGGGACCAGCCUAACUAAUUUGAUUCUGUAAUAUUCCUUUUGCACAAAAAGAUAGGAAUUCUGUUAUUAGAGGAAUAGCAUAAAUAAGCAUGUAAAUAAGCCAGAUUCAGGAAUGCAAUAGUUCUUUCUUCUUCUAUGGAGGCCCUGGUCCUCGAAACCAGAUUUUGUUCUAUCCAACGUCGACGACAAAAACAAAAACACCAACAUUUUUAUUGUUUCACUUGCAAACUAGAUUGCGUUCUUUAAAUUAUUCUUACUUCAAUUUAGUUAUCAGGGGUGCAAGCCCACACCUGAGGAAUGGCCUAACUAAUUUGAUUCUGUAAUAUUCCUUUUGCACAAAAAGAUAGGAAUUCUGUUAGUAGAGGAAUAGCAUAAAUAAGCAUGUAAAUAAGCCAGAAUCAGGAAUGGAAUAGUUCUUUCUUCUUCUCCUUCUUCUAUGGAGGCCCUGGCCCUCAAACCAGAUUUUGUUCUAUCCAACGUCAACGACAAAAACAAAAACACCAACAUUUUUAUCGUUUCACUUGCGAACUAGAUUAUCUUCUUUUUUCUUUCUUUCUUUAAAUUAUUUUUACUUCAAUUUAGUUAUCAGUUUUCGUACGCUCUCUGUUUCCUCGAAAAGCAUGAUUUUUUCAAGGAUUGCACGCUCCGUUUCGAGUUCGUCUCGCGCUAGAAAUUUAUUACACGGUGAUGGGAGAUUGGGAACCCAUGUCCGAUCGCCACGGACGAAUGCGUGUUCUGAAGGAGCCCAAGGGGUAUCAGGGUUUGUUAGGGGCUACGUGUCUUCUGCCAGAGCUCGCAGUAAUGGCUUCGUUUCCAAUUUGCCUGAUUUUAAAUCUGUUGCAGCAAACCCUAGGAUUCGCCGAUUGUUUUGCAGCAAAGCUCCAAAGAAGGAGAAGGAUAGUGGAAAUUUUCAGGAAGCUUUCAUGAAGCAAGUCAAAUAUCUAGUCACCCCAUUAUUGUUGAUGGGGCUAUUUCUUACAUCCUUUAAGUUUGGUCCUCCUAAACAGAAGCAGAUUAGCUUUCGGGAGUUUAAAAAAAAGCUUUUGGAACCAGGAUUAGUAGACCAUAUUGUUGUCUCAAAUAAAUCAGUUGCCAAAGUAUAUGUAAGGAACACUCCCCUCAACCAAACAGAUAAUGAAGUAGCCCAAGGGACCCAACCUGCAAUUGGAUCUGGAGGCCAGUAUAAAUAUUAUUUCAGUAUUGGAAGUGUUGAGUCUUUUGAGGAGAAGCUAGAGGAAGCGCAAGAAGCUCUGGGAAUUUACUCUCAUGAUUUUGUGCCUGUCACAUAUUCUGUUGAACUGGGGUACUUGGAACGGAUUAUGUUGUUGCUUUUGGGAAUUCUCUUGUGUGCGGUAGGGUUUAUAAAAGGUGUAAUUGAUGCUGCUCACGGCAAGGGUGCCCCUGGAAUAUUCAACACAGGAAAAGCACCAGUUACUAAAGUAGACAAAAAUGCCGAAAACAAGAUCUAUUUUAAAGAUGUUGCUGGCUGUGAUGAGGCAAAGCAAGAAAUUAUGGACUUUGUCCACUUCCUCAAGAACCCAAAGAAAUAUGAAGAGCUUGGUGCGAAAAUUCCAAAAGGUGCUCUCUUGGUCGGUCCUCCAGGCACAGGAAAAACCCUUUUAGCAAAAGCUACAGCAGGGGAGUCUGGUGUGCCAUUUCUUUCUGUAUCUGGUUCUGAUUUCGUGGAAAUGGUUGUUGGUGUUGGACCAUCUAGGAUGAGAAACUUGUUUCAGGAAGCAAGGCAGUGUUCACCUAGUAUAGUAUUUAUUGAUGAGAUUGAUGCAAUUGGUCGAGCAAGGCAGGGUGGUUUUUCUGCUGCAAAUGAUGAACGUGAAAGUACUUUAAAUCAAUUGUUGGUCGAGAUGGAUGGUUUUGGAACCACUUCUGGAGUUGUUGUGUUGGCAGGAACAAAUAGGCCUGAAAUCUUAGACAAAGCUCUUCUUAGGCCUGGGCGAUUUGACCGCCAGAUAACAAUUGACAAACCUGAUAUUAAAGGCCGUGACCAGAUAUUUAUGAUCUACUUGAAGAAAAUCAAACUUGAUCAUGAUCCUUCAUAUUAUUCUCAAAGGCUUGCAGCCCUUACACCUGGAUUUGCUGGAGCAGACAUUGCUAAUGUCUGCAAUGAAGCUGCUCUGAUUGCUGCAAGAGGUGAAGGAACACAAGUCACCAUGGAACAUUUUGAGGCGGCCAUUGAUAGGAUCAUUGGUGGUUUGGAAAAGAGGAACAAGGUAAUAAGCAAGCUGCAAAGGCGGACUGUUGCCUACCAUGAAGCAGGCCAUGCUGUUUCAGGUUGGUUCUUGGAACAUGUUGAGCCCUUGUUGAAAGUAACUAUUGUUCCACGUGGCACCGCUGCUCUUGGGUUUGCCCAAUAUGUUCCCAAUGAGAACCUUAUCAUGACAAAGGAGCAGCUUUUUGAUAUCACUUGUAUGGCACUUGGUGGUCGGGCUGCUGAGCAGGUUCUUAUAGGGAGAAUCUCAACAGGAGCACAAAAUGACUUGGAAAAAGUGACCAAGAUGACGUAUGCCCAAGUAGCAGUUUAUGGUUUUAGCGACAAAGUAGGCCUCCUCUCCUUCCCUCCAACUGAGGGCUCAUAUGAGUUUUCCAAACCAUACAGCAGCAAAACUGCUGCAAUCAUCGAUAAGGAAGUGCGUGAAUGGGUGAACAAAGCAUACAAACAUACGAUUCAGCUUAUCGAGGAACACAAGGAGCAAGUUACUGAAAUUGCAGAGUUGCUGCUUGAAAAAGAAGUACUUCACCAGGACGACUUGCUUCGAGUUUUGGGCGAGCGGCCGUUCAAGGCUACUGAACCCACCAAUUAUGAUAGAUUUAAGCAGGGUUUUAUAGAGGAAGAGGAAAAGGGCGCGGAAAGCACCAUAGAUACGCCCGAGGAAGGUGGCGGGUCUUCACCUUUAGAACCCCAGGUUGUUCCCACAUAGACAGUUAGUUAUUUAAUUUGUGUUUGUUAUUGGACGUAGCUUUCUUGUUUUUUCAAUUUGCUGACAGAGGAAUGAACAAAACGCUUAUGGUAACUGCUGAAUAAAAAUUAUUCGUUUCUGAUUUUUCUUAUAUGGAUAUGCCAUAGACCGGCCAAUCCAAAUACUAUUUUCAGUUGUUCGAGCCUAGUUACUGUUACAUUGAUUUUUAAGAUUGUAAGUGUGUAUUAUUUUAA
Messenger RNA from Glycine soja, 3416 nucleotides. Its product is annotated as ATP-dependent zinc metalloprotease FTSH 10, mitochondrial-like. Gene Ontology annotation, biological process: protein-containing complex assembly; mitochondrial protein processing. The record is from RefSeq and is a predicted model, not a curated record. Gene Ontology annotation, cellular component: m-AAA complex; chloroplast thylakoid membrane. NCBI's taxonomy places the organism in Eukaryota, Viridiplantae, Streptophyta, Magnoliopsida, Fabales, Fabaceae. The coding region runs from base 868 to 3183 and encodes 771 amino acids. Gene Ontology annotation, molecular function: ATP-dependent peptidase activity; ATP binding; metalloendopeptidase activity. The transcript is spliced from 7 exons.